This is a messenger RNA of Paramormyrops kingsleyae, 6080 nucleotides long. It is a transcript of the gene lrrc8aa, whose product is annotated as leucine rich repeat containing 8 VRAC subunit Aa. Gene Ontology annotation, cellular component: cytoplasm. Lineage: Eukaryota; Metazoa; Chordata; Actinopteri; Osteoglossiformes; Mormyridae. The record is from RefSeq and is a predicted model, not a curated record. Gene Ontology annotation, molecular function: protein binding.
CUAACAAAUAUGUCUGCACCCAUAAUCACGUUUAGGCACAAAGAUAGCGUUUUAUCGAUUCAGGAAAAUGGCUCGUCCGUAUUCCCUCGUCGUAUGUGUAAUUUUAACUGUUUUGAAAACGUAACCAAUUAUAUCCGACGGUAGAAAAACACGCUACGGUAACAUUUAGGACCGACCGGAGGUAUGUCGGAGUAUUAUUGGGCUGUUUUUUCCUCAUUUUUCUGACUCAACUUCCUGGGUGGAGAGUAAAGCGACGGCGAGGAGUCUUGCUGCUGCUGAUGGAAACACUGCACCACAGACAAACAAAGACAAUGUGUCGCUUUUUCAUUUAAAGGGAGAAUCGCCGUCGCUAUUACUGUUAUUGGAGCAGGUGUUGGCCCCCAUGGCACAGAGAGAGUCUUGGGUGUCCAGUAAUCAAAGUGAUGACUUUAACUUGAACGCCCCUCGCACACUGCAUCAGCCUCUGAAGUACAGAUAACAUCACCUGUGGGGUAAGCCAUGAUUCCCAUCACAGAGCUGCGAUACUUUGCAGACACGCAGCCAGCAUACCGAAUCCUGAAGCCAUGGUGGGACGUCUUCACAGACUACAUCUCCAUUGUCAUGCUGAUGAUCGCGGUGUUUGGGGGAACGCUGCAGGUCACCCAGGACAAGAUGAUCUGCCUGCCUUGCAAGUGGAUGAUUAACACAAGCUGUGACACUUACCCACAUGGGCGCUAUGUCCAGAGCAACCUCUCCUCAGUUCUGCCCUUUGAACCGAAGGGGAUCCAGUAUGACUUGGACAGGCACCAGUACAAUUAUGUAGAUGCUGUGUGUUAUGAGGACCAAUUGCAUUGGUUUGCCAAAUACUUCCCUUAUCUAGUGCUCCUUCAUACGCUUAUAUUCCUGGCCUGCAGCAACUUCUGGUUCAAGUUUCCCCACACUAGUUCCAAGCUAGAACACUUCGUGUCCAUUUUGCACAAAUGCUUCGACUCUCCCUGGACGACACGGGCCCUGUCGGAGACCGUGGUGGAGGAGAGUGAUUCAAAGCCACCAGGGAAGAUGAACGGCUCCAUGGACAAGAAGACCUCAAGCAUCAGUGAGGAUGUGGAGGCCAGUGUGCCGAUGCUCCAGAGGAUGAAAUCUCGCAUCGAGCAAGGCAUCGUGGACCGCUCGGAAACUGGUGUUCUGGACAAGAAAGAAGGGGAACAAGCAAAGGCACUGUUUGAGAAAGUGAAGAAGUUUCGCCUGCAUGUGGAAGAGGGAGACAUAGUGUACAGGCUUUAUAUCCGUCAGACUAUUAUCAAAGUCAUCAAAUUUAUUCUGAUCAUCUGCUACACUGGAUACUAUGUUCGCAAGAUUCAGUUUAGGGUGGACUGCAGUGUGGACAUCGAGAGCUUCACGGGUUAUCGGAUGUAUCGUUGUGCCCAUCCACUUGCCACCCUCUUUAGAAUCUUAGCGUGCUUCUACAUUACAUUAGUGGGAGUCUACGGCCUGAUCUGCAUGUACACUUUGUGCUGGAUGCUGAGCCGUUCUCUAAAGAAAUACUCGUUUGAGUCGAUCAGGGAAGAGAGCAGCUACAGCGAUAUUCCCGACGUAAAGAAUGACUUUGCCUUCAUGCUGCACCUGAUUGACCAGUACGACCCCCUCUACUCCAAACGCUUUGCCGUUUUCCUUUCGGAGGUGAGCGAGAACAAGCUCCGGCAGAUGAAUUUGAACAAUGAGUGGACCCUGGACAAAUUGCGGCAACGGGUUACGAAGAAUUCACAGGACAAGCUGGAGCUACACCUCUUCAUGCUAAGCGGCAUCCCAGACACAGUGUUUGACCUGCUGGAUCUCGAGGUCCUGAAGCUGGAGCUCAUCCCCGAUGUCACCAUCCCCCCCAUCAUCGCCCAGCUCUCCAGUCUGAGGGAGAUGUGGCUCUACCACACGCCAGCAAAAAUCGAGGCCCCAGCCCUGGCAUUCCUGCGGGAGAACCUCAAGUCACUGCAUAUCAAGUUCACUGACAUUAAAGAAAUUCCUUUAUGGAUCUACAGCUUGAAAAAUCUGAGCGAGUUGCAUCUCACGGGCAACUUGAGUGCUGAGAACAACAGGUACAUUGUUAUCGAUGGGCUGCGGGAGCUGAAGCGACUCAAGGUGCUGAGGCUGAAGAGCAAUCUGACCAAGCUGCCGCAGGUGGUCAUGGACGUGGGUGUGCAUCUGCAGAAGCUAUCUGUAAACAAUGAGGGCACCAAGUUGAUGGUGCUCAAUAGCCUCAAGAAGAUGGUGAACCUAACAGACCUGGAGCUCAUCCGCUGUGACCUUGAGCGUAUUCCACAUUCUAUCUUCAGUCUGCACAACUUACAGGAGAUUGACCUGAAAGACAACAACCUGAAGACUAUAGAGGAGAUCAUCAGCUUCCAGCACCUCCACCGGCUCGUGUGCCUUAAGCUCUGGUAUAACCAGAUUGCCUACAUUCCCAUUCAGAUCGGCACACUCACCAACCUGGAGAGACUCUACUUGAAUCGCAACAAGAUUGAGAAGAUACCCAGCCAGCUGUUCUUCUGCCGUAAACUACGCUUUCUGGAUUUAAGCCACAACAAUCUCACCAGUAUCCCCGCAGAUGUUGGAUUCCUUCAGAACCUACAGUACUUUGCUGUGACUGCCAAUAGGAUUGAGAACCUGCCCCCUGAGCUGUUCCAGUGCAGGAAGCUGCGCACGCUGAACCUAGGCGGCAACUGCCUGCAGACGCUGCCGUCGCGUGUCGGCGAGCUGACGGGCCUGAUGCAGCUGGAGCUGAGGGGCAACCGGCUGGAGUGCCUGCCUGUGGAGCUGGGGGAGUGCCGCCUGCUCAAGAGGAGCGGCCUGGUGGUAGAGGAAGACCUCUUUAACACCCUGCCGUCGGAGGUCAAAGAGCAGCUCUGGAGGACCGAGAAAGAGCAGGCCUGAGAAAACUGUGAUGAGUCCUAGAGGAUUCUAGAAUAGUACUGUCCCCCCACCCCACAGGAGGACUGUCAAGUUUGUGUGAAAGUUGUUGCAGAAGGAGGGACGGGUGGUGGUCGGCCAUUAAACGAUUGGCAGCAUCGAAAACUAGCCAGUGAAGCUUAGCUUUUACCUUUCCAUUUCAAGUAUUUCUGUUAUCUGUAAGCAAGACCAUGUGACUGAGUAACAGAUAGGGACUGGGAAGUACGAACAGAAAGCAGACCGAAAGUGAAGGUUUGAAGGGAUGGACAUCUUGGUCAGAGGGGCGCCCUGCCUGAUCCUCUGGGUAUGACAGCCUCAUCGGGCCACCGCUUAUGUAUGUUGUUGGACAGUGUUUCUGAGGUGAAGGCCUCUAGGCGGUGUCCAGGAUUACCCUGCUCAGGGUACCACUCUCACGUGAUCUCAUUUGGCAGUUGGCCCACAUGGUCUGCGUUACAUUCUCGUCCGGCCGGGCAGUCGCAUGCAAGAACAUUCACAUCUCGCUAACAUCUACACUAAUAUCCUCGAAACACCUAAAAAUGGAGAGCCUGAAACUUACCAGGGAAGACCAGUUGACAACUAAUCUACAAGUAUUUCGAAUUCAGUCUGGAUUUUCAGCACUACUCGUGGGCGAUGCCUUGUGGUGAUGCAUCGACCCUUUGCUGUUGCGAUGUUCUCCAUUUGUGCUGAGAACAUGUCAUGGAUCUGCAUAGUCUGUUGGUGCACUGUUGCUAUCACGGAUAUUUAAAAACUUAUAAUGAACCAAAUACAACUUUUUAUCCCAAGGUGUGGUUUGUAUUGGGACUUCCUCUGAGAAAGGCCUCAGUGUGCGUGCAAUAUUUUCUUACAUGUUAAAAGAGCUUGAAAUCCUUUGUUUUGGUUAAGCAUCUUUGCCUUAGGUUUAAAGGGAACUGCUACAGUGGGAUUUUUGCAGACCAGCUGAUAAUUGUUACUAAAACUGGCCUUAACGUACAUGUAUCGUUUUGUCGGUAACUGAGGUGAUAUUUUCCAUUUGUAAAAUAAUCAUUUAGAUGUCUAUGUUCUCAGCAUUGGACUAUGAGUCCAUAAUUUAAUGCAAAAGUAAUCUAGCCAAUGUAACAAGGUUUUACUCAUUAGAAAGAGAGAAUAAUUAGAUUAGAAUGAAAAUAAAUACCCGUAUUCAAAGGCAAAAUAAGAUGUAACUCUUAAAUUGGAAAGUACUUCAUGCAUAUGUUUUAAGGCUCUUUUCGGGUUGGUGGGCCCUGCUUUCCUUGGACUGAGGUGGUAUUUGUACAAGGCUGAGCCCUCUCUGUACACGCCGAACAAGGCUACACCCACAUUGCAACGAAAUGUUCCUCCACUGUCCCUUGAAUGGGGGGUGAUUGUGAGCUGUGUGUGGGGGGGGGCAGGGUGGGUGUGACUGGCCUCUGACACUGCUGCUAAUUCAGUUUCUCAGAAUAAUUCUGUCGAAUGAACGAGACUUGGAUGGUCUAGGGUGUUGAGUCCAUAGGUUUUAAAACCUGAAAGAACCUUUCGGCAUUUGUUUCGAAGGUAAAGCAAUGAUGGUAUUUUGCCGACGUUAGUUUUUCCGAAUUUACAAUGCUGAACACGCAGUUACAUUUGCUUCAGAUUUGCUUCAGAGAGAAUGUUCCCUGAGGUUGUUUUUCUAGAAUCAAUAAUGUCCGUUGCUGGCGUCACAUUUCUCUCUAAAUCAACAGCUCAGCAAAAAUUUCAAGUUUCCAGAAAAGGGAAGUUACCUGUUUUAGGCAUUUGCACAUUAUUUUCAUCUUCUUGGGUCUGUGCAAUGAACUGCGUGUAGAGACAAUCAGUAGGUGCAUUUAAGCUUGUUUGCAUGUUGCGCCCCCUUGUGUGAGAAUGGAGUAAUACAUUGGAAGCUUCGCGUAUGUCCGUCAUAUCUUGUACAUGACUCAAGUAUUUUGACCCAAUAAUGGUUAUUUGGGCAUUUGUAGAUAGAUCUCAUCAUGCCAUAUUAAAAUGUAAAGUUAUUCAUUUUAACUUUCAGUGAUGGCUUGUGGAAAUUUGAUGAAAAAUACCAAGUACAACCUAUUAAGAUCAGUUAAAAUGAUGCAGUAAAUUUCUGAAAUACUCCUUCCCUCUGUAUGAUCGGAAUUCUUGUGUUUUUAUUUAUUAUUCCUUUUAGUCUGUUUUAAAAUGUGUGUCAUUUACAUAUUAGAUUGGCACCUGAGAGUUCUGUGUAUUCAAAGUGUAAUCUAAAUUAACACUUUGGAAUAUUUAAUACCUUCAUGCAAAUAGGUGCAAAAAUUGCAUUAUUUUUGUCAUGAGUUGUAAUAUGGCCACGAUAUAUUUAAAGACAAAUGCCAGUGUCUGUAAAGGGUAAUUGUGUUUCUGAGGGGAUGUUUGUAUAAACCAGUCUCCGUUUAUACAAUGAAAGAUAGAUGAGACUAAUCUGACCUAUCAGUGUUUGAUGUAGUGAUGUUCUUCUGGAGGGACUUUUUCAAAGCUGUCCACAAAAAAUAAAUACAUUUUAAAAAUCAUGCAUUUUUGGCAUCUGCUGAGCAGCAAAUCCUUGUGUCCAAAAUAAAGGGGGAGAGGAACUUUGAGUGUCUGGCUUCUAAGCUAAACAGUAUUAUCCAUAUUAUGGUUAGGUUGUAUCGUUGUAGAUUUCGUUGCUUAUAUGAUCAUUGAAAUGUAACUGGGUAUAUGGAGGUACCCUGUUUUCAUGUCAGUGGGCUCAAUGACAGUUUGUCUAUCGUUAGUUCCAGAGUAAGAGAUUGGGAUAUUCUAAUAUGCCAGCAGCUACAGCACAUUCACAGGUGUAAAUAGUCCCUGGAAAUAUUGUGGGGAAAAAUGGCCCUGAUUUCCCCCCCCCGGCUCUAUCGUACAUGUGCCACUGUCCCGUUCCUAUUGGUUGGUUCCAUUAAUAUCAUACAGUUUGGCAUUUCUGUCAUAACCCGUCUUUUUUUUUUUUAAUAAAUUUUUUUUUUUUUAAAUGUCAACAUUUUCAUGUUGUGAAAACAGUAUUUUUCCCACGUUGCCAAAAACCUAAGUUUGAAUGAUUUAAAUGGCUUCUUUCGGUGUACAUGUGAACAAUGUCGGUCGCUAUCUUCAUUGUAAGUUUUUUUGGGAUACAUAUUUAUGUGUAGCUUUUUUUUUUUUAACAAUGUUGACUUCAAAUUACAAUAAACAUAAGCGUAGCAACAUAA